Tilletiaria anomala UBC 951 is the source of this 1116-nucleotide messenger RNA. RefSeq names its product Aminoacid dehydrogenase-like protein. Gene Ontology annotation, molecular function: L-glutamate dehydrogenase (NADP+) activity. The transcript is spliced from 9 exons. Lineage: Eukaryota; Fungi; Basidiomycota; Exobasidiomycetes; Georgefischeriales; Tilletiariaceae. Gene Ontology annotation, cellular component: cytosol. The record is from RefSeq and is a predicted model, not a curated record. Bases 1 to 1116 code for a protein of 371 amino acids.
AUGUCGAACCUUCCCAAGGAGUCGGAAUUCGAGCUGUUUUACGAGGCGUAUUCGGAAGAGUGUGCUUUGAGCAUCACCACUGUCCUGGAACGGGUCAUCCAGUUCCGUGUUGUGUGGGAGAACGACAAGGGUGAGUGGCAGGCCACCCGCAGCUGCCGAGUCCAACACAACUCAGUGCUCGGUGUUUACAAAGGCGGUCUGCGCCUGCACGAAUCUGUGCUGAAGCUUCUCGAGUUUGAGCAAAUCUUCAAGAAUGCUCUCACUGGUUUGAACAUUGGCGCAGGCAAAUCCGGCUCGAAUUUCUCGCCAUACGGAAAGCGUGACGCAGAACGCCACAUCGACGUCGACAUAGAUGUUCCCGCAGGAGAUAUUGGCUUCUCCGCUAGGGAGGGUGGCUACUUCUUUGGAAAGCGCAAAAAGCGUCAAAACGAGGCUUGGGCUUGGGGAGUAACCGACUACGGCACCUGGUACUUUGUGGAGCACAUGAUGACCCAUAGCGAAUGUGAUGGUACACCUUUCAAGGGAAAGAAGGUUGCUAUUUCAGGUUCCGGUCAAGUUGCGCAGUUUGCCGCGCUCAAAGUGAUCGAGCUGGGUGACACAGUCCUGAGCCUGGGCGAAUCAAAGGGUGCGCUCAUUUCCCGUGAUAAGGCAAGCUGGCAGAAGGAAUGGAUUGAAGUGGUUGUCGCGAUCAAGAGCAACCGUGACGAGCUCAGCAAGCUCGGCAACAAGGGCGGUAAGUUCCAGUGGCACAGCAGUGUGGCCCAGCCGUGGAAGCUUUUAAAGAUAGAUGACAAUGAGGUGGAUGGUUCGGACGCCAAUGAGAUGCCCGCGCGUGGCUGCCGCUACGUGGGCGAGGGGGACAACACUCCUUGCAACCUCCAGGUAAUCAAUAUUUUCGAACAUUCGCGCAUCGACAAGAGAAGGCAAAGAUGUUGGUAUGGUCCGGGCAAGGAGGGCAAUGCGGGCGGCGUCGCUGUCAGCGGUCUCGAGAUGACACGGAAUUCAGCUCGCUUACAGGUCACCCGGGACGAGGUCAAUGCCAAACUCCAGGACAUCAUGAAGGCUGUCUUUGAUGUGUGCGCUAAGGAGGGUGCCGCCCACCCCACCGUGUACUAG